CCCACCCACCCACCCACACCCCCAACACACACACACACUAUAACAAUAACGACCCUCAUUUCUUUUUCUUUCAUCCCUCCAUUAAUCUCUCUGCCGGCUCCACCCAUCUCUCGUUUUAUAUUUUAUUACUUUUUUUUCCAUUUGCUUGCUUUAUAUGUCCACUUUCAUGACCCAGUCCCAUUUCCUUGUAAUCUGACGUCUCUCUUGUUUGUUUAACGGUUGUUGCUCCAUUUAUUCCAUUCAUUCCCAGUUUAAUGGCGAAGAAGAAGAAUGCGUCAUUAAGUGAAACUAAACCGGUUAUUGUUAAACCUAAGAGAACACGUAAAACGGUUCAGAGAGAUUCGCCCCCACAACGCAGCUCCAUCUACAGGGGCGUCACCAGGCAUCGAUGGACCGGUCGAUAUGAAGCUCAUUUAUGGGAUAAGAAUUGCUGGAAUGAAUCACAAAACAAAAAAGGACGACAAGUAUAUUUAGGGGCUUACGACGAUGAGAAAGCCGCUGCACAUGCAUAUGACUUGGCAGCAUUGAAGUAUUGGGGACAAGACACCAUACUCAAUUUUCCUCUUGGAACAUACAAAGACAAGCUUCAAGAAAUGGAAAGUUUGUCAAAAGAGGAGUAUAUCGGAUCUCUAAGAAGAAAAAGUAGCGGAUUUUCGCGAGGAGUUUCGAAAUAUAGAGGUGUAGCAAGGCAUCAUCAUAAUGGUAGGUGGGAGGCUCGUAUAGGACGUGUUUUCGGCAAUAAAUAUCUUUAUCUUGGAACAUUCGCUACUCAAGAAGAAGCUGCCACAGCAUAUGACCUGGCAGCAAUACAGUACCGAGGAAUUAACGCCGUUACAAACUUUGACCUCAGCCGUUAUAUCAACAACCACAAAACAGAUUCCAACAACAAUUCAAAUUCAAACGGUAUUCAAACCAACUUUGGCGCCAACGUUAGUCAAGAUCCAGAAUUAAGCUCCUGUUACAACAACGAAAGUUCAAGCUCCGGCGAAACAACCACCAGCGUACUACGCGGUUCUUCCGCCUUAGGGUUACUAUUGCAGUCAACAAAAUAUAAGGAAAUGCUUGAGAGGAACUCGCCGAAUGAUUCAUCGUCGCCAACGAUGGAGUCAGAUCUGCCGCGGCGGAGCUUUCCUGAUGACAUACAGACGUAUUUCGACUGUCAUGAAUCGAGUAGCUAUGCGGAGGGCGAAGAUAGUAUUUUUGCUGAUUUAACGGCGCCUAUGUUGUUCCAGUCUGAGCUUGAUGCUUAAGAGUGAUAACCGUUUUUUGAAUAGUGGCCGGAGUAGCUUCGAUGACUAUUACUAUUAGAGUUGGAUGGUAUGACAUCUUUACUAGAUUAGAGUUUUGUUAUUCAUUUUUCUUCUCAUAUUAAGAGUUAUUAGUAAUUGUAGAUAUACUCUUAUGGCAUAGACAUUCAUUUAUUUCUAUAUUUGUUUCCUUCUUUUUCUUGAAAAGGAGUAUUAAUAAAAAUGUUAGAAAGAUUACUGAUUA
Messenger RNA from Helianthus annuus (common sunflower), 1491 nucleotides. RefSeq names its product AP2-like ethylene-responsive transcription factor At1g16060. Gene Ontology annotation, biological process: regulation of DNA-templated transcription. The transcript has 8 exons. The record is from RefSeq and is a predicted model, not a curated record. Lineage: Eukaryota; Viridiplantae; Streptophyta; Magnoliopsida; Asterales; Asteraceae. Bases 255 to 1250 code for a protein of 331 amino acids. Gene Ontology annotation, molecular function: DNA-binding transcription factor activity; DNA binding.